AGACUGCGGCUCUCUCUUCCUCCCGGUCCCCUCGUCGGAAGUAGACGUAUCAGUCUAUAUUCCGUUAUUUUCUUUUCACCUCUUUUUUCCAUCCACCCCUUUUCCCCGACGCGCAGCCCCAUGGAAGCCACGAUGGAGGACUGAAGAGCAGCCCGGGAGCCGAUUCCGCCCCUUUCUUUAUCCUCGAAUCGAGCGGACCGGAUGAAAUCCAACUCAGCAGGGGAGGUAUCUGUAUCCAGUGGGGAGGGAGGCUUGACCCGGGGACGACAGGAUGAAGUUCAGCGAACCCUGGGGACGCCAGAGGCUGUCGUUUCUUCUGGAAAAGGCCGCCUCUAGGGAAGCCAAGAUGUGGAAGGGCUACCUGCCCAAGAGGCCCUCCUCACAGGAUACAGACGUCUCCCCGGCUCAGCGGGACGAGGCGGUGCGCUGGCUGACCGAGCUCCACGGGCGGCUGCAGCUCUACCCAGAGACCCUGGUGCUGGCUGUGAGCGUCCUGGACCGCUUCCUGGCUCCCAUCAAGGCUCGUCCAAAGUACCUGCGCUGCAUCGCCAUCGCCUGCUUCUUCCUGGCUGCAAAGACCUGUGAGGAGGACGAGUGUGUGCCCUCUCUGAAGGAGCUGGCUGAGUCCAGCGGCUGUGGCUGUUCCCCAUCAGAGAUCCUGAGGAUGGAGAAGAUCAUCCUGGACAAGCUCAACUGGGAUCUGCACACCGCCACAGCGCUGGACUUCCUGCACAUCUUCCAUGCCAUGGUUCUGUCGUGCCGUUCCGGGUUUUUGGACUCCAUGUUGGGUCUGAACCGGUCUCAACAUCUGGCUCUGCUCACCCGGCGCCUCUACCACUGUCUGUCCGACCACACACUCAUGCAGCUCAGAGGAUCCAUGCUGGCCCUGGCGUUGAUCACCUUGGACCUGGAGACCUGCUGCCCUGAUUGGCUGGCUCUGACCAUCGAGCUGCUGAGAAAGGCUCAGAUCGACAGCUCCGAGCUGAUCCGCAGUCGGGAGCUGGUUUCCCGCAGCCUGUCCCCCUCCAGGGCGUCCCUGCCUCCCAACACGGUCUACAUCUACCGGCCCCCCUCCCCCGACCGCCAGGACCAGGCCCCCCCCGGACCCCCGACCGACAGCCGCCUCCGCCUCCCCGCCCUGCUGUCCCCUCCCAGAUCCAACCACCUGCAGAGGGUCACGCUGCGCUGCAAGGCCUCCACCAAGCGCAAGGUGGAGGAGAUGGAGGUGGACGACUUCUACGACGGCAUCAAACGGCUCUACAACGAGGACGUGACCGCCGCCGUCCCGGAGGGGGCGCCGCCCGCCGCUGCAGCCCGUCGGCGCCUCCUAGAGACCAAACAGGAAGUCAGUCAGUCCCCCCGAACCCGCUCAGCACCCACAUCCUGCCGGCCCUUCACAGUAAGAGUUACACGGAUUCCAGAGACGCGUCAAGACGUCCGAGGCAGCUACAGAGACAACAGAGUCUCCGAUCCCAAACAGAGCCGUCUCUCUCACACACACACACACACACACACACACACACACACACACACACACACACCGGCACGCAGGAUGUGGGUGCUCCGGCAGGUCCCCCCCCCCACCCCCGAGGCGUUCAGCGACCCCGAGGUCGACUCCCAUCAUCCCCUGCAGCCGAACAGAGCCCAAAAAAAUGAUAAUACUGAAAAAGUAAAAAAGCUGCUGCUGCUCUUAUAUUAAUCACGUUUGAACACAAGAACUAAGAAAAGGUCUAAAAAAAAAAAAAAAAAAAAAGUAUGAAAAAGUAACUUUGAAAAAAACCUAGAAUGGACGUUUCCCCGCCGUGUUCCUCUCCCCGGCCGUCUGUUCGUCUCCUUAUAUUUGUUUCUCUUCUCUUUCUCUUCAUAUAUUUGUUUUUUUCUGCAUGUCCGUCCUCCUGACUCGUCUGGACGGCUGGGUGCUCCUCUCUCCCACCUUUACUAAAACCCUUGGUUGUUAAUAAGAUGAUAAUAUAUUAUUAACCCCCCCGCGCUCCUCAAAGUGUUUCCACUGGUUUUAUUUAUGCACAGUUAAAACGAAAAACAAGUUGUGUUUAUUCCUCUUCUGGAAAAUGGUUUUAAAAACUGGUUUCAUCCUUCAGAAUGUCAGGUUUCCUCGAACAACGACAGGUUAAAGUUCUGACAACUUCUGCUCCAGAUGUCUCAGAAUCACAGACGCUGCUUUGCUUUGACUGAAAUAUCUGUUACUUGCUUUAAAAUACAAAAAAAAAAAAAAAAUAUCAUAAUUUCAUUGUUUUUGGGCAUUCUUUACACAAAACCAAAAAAAAAAAAAACACAGAAUUGUAAUUAAA
This is a messenger RNA of Salarias fasciatus (jewelled blenny), 2309 nucleotides long. RefSeq names its product cyclin I (gene ccni). The transcript has 10 exons. Bases 272 to 1699 code for a protein of 475 amino acids. Lineage: Eukaryota; Metazoa; Chordata; Actinopteri; Blenniiformes; Blenniidae. The record is from RefSeq and is a predicted model, not a curated record.